AUGAACUGUUAAGAAUAUAUUCGCUAUUCUGAUAUUUUAGAUGGAAAGUAUGAAAUAGAUUAAUUGAAAUCUUUGAAUUAAACAUAGAAAUAUAGAUCAACAAGUUCAAUUAAAACCAAUCAUUAUAAAGAUUUAAUAGAAGACUUAAUUUAAGUAUCAUACUAUACAAUAAAAUAGGCUCAAAGUAGAUGUGCUGAUAAUAUCAAUCAAUUAGGUUACAUGAUCAAUUCAUAAUCAAGCAAGAGAUGUACUUAAUCUCAAUUUUCAACUCCUAAACUUAAUAUGUCAUAAAUUUCAUAAUUUUCAUAAUAUUCAUAAAUCUAAACUCCUAGUAAAGCCAAUCAAAGUAUUUCUGCAUCUCCAUAAUUAUAUAAUUAAUUGAACAAUGAGUAAUAAAUAUUACUUAAUUUAAAGAAAUCUUAUGGAACAAAUUGAAAAAUUAAUUAAGAUUAGAAAAUUAGACUAAUCUAUACUUUUAAGGAUCAUCAGAAAACAUAUGACUAAUUGUCCAUAUUUUGUAUAAUUAGUCAAACAAGAGUUUCGUAAUAGUAUUAAUACUUCAUAGUGA
Molecule: messenger RNA, 568 nt
Organism: Paramecium pentaurelia
Lineage: Eukaryota; Ciliophora; Oligohymenophorea; Peniculida; Parameciidae
Source: the annotation of a GenBank genome assembly